This is a messenger RNA of Pneumocystis murina B123, 672 nucleotides long. Its product is annotated as ribosomal protein S4. Bases 1 to 672 code for a protein of 223 amino acids. The record is from RefSeq and is a predicted model, not a curated record. Gene Ontology annotation, molecular function: structural constituent of ribosome; rRNA binding. Gene Ontology annotation, biological process: positive regulation of translational fidelity. The transcript has 3 exons. Gene Ontology annotation, cellular component: mitochondrial small ribosomal subunit. NCBI's taxonomy places the organism in Eukaryota, Fungi, Ascomycota, Pneumocystomycetes, Pneumocystales, Pneumocystaceae.
AUGUCUGGAAAAAUAUUAAAAUCACUGUUAAAAUCUUCAAAAAUACGGAUGAGUUGGUCAAAACAAAAUUUAUAUAAAUUGUCAAGGAAAAUAAUGCCUAUUCAGGGAAGAACACUUAGUAAACAAAUAAUAUCUGCAAAAAAUGAGACACGUGCUUAUCAUGGUGAAAUGUUACGUGAGCAUCAGUGGCGGAGACUUUUUAGUCUUAGUGAAAUAGAAAAAAGAAAAACAAAGGAAUUAUCUGCAAUAAAUCUAUAUUCUAUUCUUGAGAGACGAAUAGAUACAAUUAUUCAUCGUGCAUUGUUCGCAUCAAGUAUAAAACAAGCAAGGCAGAUGGUAAUUCAUGGGAAAGUUAAAAUUAAUGGAAAAAGAGUAAGGGACCCUGGAUAUUUCUUAGAACCUGGGGAUAUGUUUAGCGCAGAUGUGAUUACAGUUAUGAGAAAUACAGGUUCUCACGAAAUGUUCCAAAAUAAAUCUUUAAAGGGCAACAAAUCAUUAAAGAAAAUUGAGCCAUAUAUACCACGGCCAUAUAUGAGCCCAUUUUCAUUUGUCCCUGUAUAUUUGGAGGUAUCUUAUUUAACAUGUUCUGGUAUUUAUCUUCGUCAUCCAAAAUCACGACUAGGUGUAUCAGAAAUACCAAGUCCUUUUUCUUCAGACGAAAAAGAAAUAUAG